AUGGAAGUGGAAGAGGAGGAGGCGGAGGAGGAACCGAAGGUCCUCAGGAAGCCGGCUGCGGCGUCAAAAGCUGCUGCCAAGGCCAAGGGCAAGGCAAAGGCCAAGGCCAAGGCGAUUGCCGAGGCCGAGGAGGAGCCAGCGCCGGAGGAGGAGGAUGAACCAGAAGAGGCUGAAGAGGCCGAAGAGGAGGAAGAAGAGGAGCAAGACGUGGCUUUGAAAAGACCUGCGAGUGCAGCCGCCGGCAAAGCCAAGGCGAAGGGAAGCGCCAAGGCGAAGGCCAAGGGCAAGGCGCCAGCCGACGAGGAAGAGGAAGAGCCUGCGGCAGAGGCCUCUGGCAGAGCCAAGGCGAAGGGAAAAGCCAAGGCGAAAGCCAAGUCCAAGGCGGUCCCAGUGGUGGAGGAAGACGUGGAGCCCGCUGCCGAGGUGGAUGAAGCUAUGGAGGAAGAGGAAGAGGAAGAAGACGAGGAGAUGGCCGACGUUGCGAUGAAGAAGCCGGCCGCGAAGGGAGCGCCGAAAGCCUCACCGAAAGCGGCUGGCAAAGCGAAAGCCAAGGCCAAAGCCAAGGGCGCAAAGGUUGUGGAGGAAGAGGAAGAAGAGGACGCCGAAGCUGAGGAAGAGGAUGAGGAGGAGGAGGAAGAGGACGAGGACGAGGGGGAGGAAGAGGAAGAGGAGGAAGAGGAUGAAGAAGAGGAGGAGGAAGAAGAUGAGGAGAUGGAAGAGGAAGAGCCAGUUGUCAUGAAGAAACCAUCUGCCAAAGCCAAGGACCUCGCCGUUGUCCUUCCGAACGAACUACGUGUGGACGAGGCGCCGAGCCCUGGAGCAACAGCCACCCACGAUCCCCACGGACGAGGCGUGCUUCAGGAGGUACCCCUGGGCCGGUUAUCAAGGCGGCUCCUCCGCCGCUAG
Molecule: messenger RNA, 906 nt
Organism: Symbiodinium natans
Lineage: Eukaryota; Dinophyceae; Suessiales; Symbiodiniaceae
Source: the annotation of a GenBank genome assembly